Molecule: messenger RNA, 810 nt
Organism: Lichtheimia ornata
Lineage: Eukaryota; Fungi; Mucoromycota; Mucoromycetes; Mucorales; Lichtheimiaceae
Exons: 3
Coding region: 1-810 (269 amino acids)
Cellular component (GO): mitochondrial large ribosomal subunit
Molecular function (GO): structural constituent of ribosome
Source: RefSeq, a predicted model, not a curated record
AUGUUCAAUCGUGCAGCAGCAGCAGCUUCGACAAAGCGUUGGUUUGCCACAGCCGUACCGGCACAAGCUCCAUUGGUCGUAAAGAACAAUCGUAUUCUCGCUUCUGUUAUUUUGUCUCGUGCUCCUCAAAUCACUCGCGAUUCGACUUCGUUUGAAAAGGCCUACUUUGACUAUCGUGAAAAACUCGAACGUCAGCAAGCUACAUCGUUCCCUACCGAAUUCUACUUUAAAAAAGGAUCGCUGGCUGAGCGACGCUGGAAGGAAGAAGAGGAGGCUCGUCGUGCUGCCAUGACAGACCCAACAACGUCCCUCUCCGAUGCUGUUGCUAACGUCGAACAUGAAAUGGACGAUGCUGCUGCCAAUCUCAACAAGGUCGUCAAAUCGAGCCGUAUCACCAAGGCUGACCAAGAAAACAACACCAAGAGUCUCGAUCGUGCUCUUCAGCGUACACUUUACCUUGUCGUUCAUAAGCCCGGCAGUGAGCAACCAUGGCAAUUUCCCCAGGGACAAAUCGACUCAACUGAAUACCUUCACGAGGCUGCAGAGCGUCAAUUAGCAGAUGAUUGUGGCAAGGAUAUGGAUGUGUGGUUUGUUGGACGGCAGCCCAUUAGCCAUUUCAAGCAAGCACCUUCCCGAAAGAACGAUGAACUUGGUGUCAAGACCUUUUUCAUGAAGGCACGGGUUUAUGCUGGUCAAGUCAAGCCCAACAAGGAUGUAUCCGAUUAUGCAUGGCUCACAAAGGAAGAGUUGGAAAGCAAGCUUUCUCCAGAAUAUUACAAUGCCGUCAAGGACAGCUUAGGUGACCUGUAA